Messenger RNA from Clonostachys solani, 2841 nucleotides. The record is from the annotation of a GenBank genome assembly. Lineage: Eukaryota; Fungi; Ascomycota; Sordariomycetes; Hypocreales; Bionectriaceae.
AUGGGUGGCGCCGAUGUUUAUUGUGCCAUAUGUGGCGGACCUGUCAGUUUGCCCUGGUGGCCGGAUGAGGAUGAAGGCGAGACAGAGUACACCUACGAUCCUACAGUCAUACGGGAGGACAGGCUCGAUCUGGACUGGCUCAAGGACGUCAGAGUCAUUGGCGAAGAUCCGGCAAGCACUGGAUUGAGCAGAAUCUGGGUAUCCGGUCCUGCAAGCCAUGAAGACCAUGGCUACUUCAAUCUGGAAGAAGGCGACCCCAUAAUGGAACAACUCGGUGAAGAAUCUCUGAGAACGUAUGCCUACAAAGGCCAUCACUCGUUUGCUGUGCCUUACCACCAGACAUGCCGGACAUUACUAUCCAAAUACCUCAGUAUCGGAGGUGACGGCGUUGACAAGGACAUGUUUUUCCAAAUUUUGCGUCAAUUGGCGGAUACUUCAGAGUAUGCACACGUCCUCAAGCUGGACUAUGGGAGCGUGUCCAAGAACCAAGAGCAGUAUUGGUGUGUGAGUCGCGGCGACGAACACUUCGUGCACUCGCCAUUGGAUAUCCCGCAACUUGCAGAGUAUUUGCUCAGCCUACCUGAGCUGGAGCCUGAUCAUCCGAUGAAUGAUGCACCGCAAGGAAGAUAUGGUGCUGCAUCGGAUCCCAUCUCCACGCUUCCAAUAGAGCUCCGCUGGUCUAUCCUUCUCCACGCCGACAUCACGAGCGUGGUGAGGCUGCUGCGGACAUCCAAGGCACUUUACGCCACAAAACAAUCCAAUUCAUGGUGGAGGCGCAAGUUGUUGACAGACAUGCCUUGGCUGUUCGAACUCUCCGCCGUUGAGGGCGCCGACAAGGUGGAUUGGGCUCGGGUGUACAAAGAUAUGUGGCUGGGAAGCCGGUAUCGACCCUCUGCUCACAGGAUAACUGGUCUUGCGAACCGCCGCCGUAUUUGGGAGGAACUUCUGCCUCAGAUAGGCGGGCCGUACGAAAAGCUGCAGAAGGAAAAUGAUCAGGUGGACCUUCCAGACAUUCUCAAAGGCGCGAGCUCCACGGGUUUACGAAGACUUAUGAGUCCGGAGCCUGAAGUCAACUCUUCCUUCAGGUUCUAUUUCGCACAGUCCAUCGCAGGACUAAGGGAUGCCUAUAUUGAGUUUCAUGUGCAUCUUGACCAAGAGCGAUUCAUCAGGGGCCUUCAUUUUGCAGAACGGCAGCAGAGAUCCGAGCAAAGCCAUCUGACACAAGACGCUUUCGACUUUGCCACCUCUGUAGAGUCUGUCCAAGUACCAGUCAAUGACUGCUUGACCGGCAUCAUCGUGACGAGCCGCGAGAUUCCAGAGGGCGAAAGCUCUCGGAAGAUUGUAGGCUUGGAGUUCCUGCUCGGAAGCUCUACAUCUCAGCAAAUCGGAUCAAUCGAUGGUGACAGGCGCCUGAUCCAUGUUUCGAAAGAUCACUUUGCUGUCGGGAUCGAAACUUUCAGCUCACCAGAAGGCGGGCUCUCGAGAAUCUCUUUAAUCCAGCAACCCGCGUUCCUCGCUCGUGGCAUUGACAGGUUCAGCUCGCGAGGCUCGACCCCGGACCGCGUAAACCUCGAGGCCACCAAGUAUCUCUGGCGCAAGCAGAUCCCCCCUCCAGGAUUACAGGUUUCAGAACAUCAAACAGGAUAUUGGACUUUUGCAAUGGAGAAGGAUCUGAGUCCUAUGGAGCCACUUGUGUUUGGGACAACAGAUGCAGAGCUCGCAGAUAUCACGGCUAUUUCUGUCGAUGUGUUGUUUGGGGGGAUUGAGGUGCGGUAUGGAAACCGCCCAAGCCGCUCAAUCGGGCCUCGCAACCUCGCAAUGAAGUCUCUGACCAUUGAUGGACAAGGCGGAGAGAGAGUGGUCGCCCUGAACUAUGUCGUGACUUAUAUUCCCAUGGGGAUACGCAUCGUCACGAAUUAUGGGCGGCAGCUUGUUGUUGGCCAGGCGGGUCGGAGGCCAACGGAACAAGUGCAAUAUCCUCCUCAAGACCCUGAAACAAAGCAAUUUGCCCACCUCGCCGGGAUGUACGGAUGGUGGUCUAGUCGUGACACGCCAAAGUCUAGACUCGAGGCCGUCGGGUGCCUCUUCGCCGCGGAACUGGGCGGCAAGCACCAGGGUGUAAACGAGAUGCCCGAACUUGCCUCUGGUCAAAGUCCUAUAUGGGAACCAUCAGCUCCGUCUAGCGUGCGAGAGACAGGUCCAGUUCUCGGCGAUUUCUUUGUGAAGGAAACCUUGGGGAUAAAUAGCCGGACUCUCGAGGUAUUGGAUCAUUGCACGACCGUCUCCUGGAUAGAUUGCAGCCGACCUCUCUUGGAGGUGCGAGUGACACUCUGCCACAGCUUCAGAGAAAAGCAGGUCCCAGUAUCUGCUAUCACUUUCAAAUACGCCGAUGGUGCGAAUGAAGAGUUAACCAUUGGCCCGGAAAUACAUCCACAGUCUCCCAUUGACACCCAAGGGGAAGCUGACAACGGCUGGUGCUGGUGCUUCCUCAGUGGAAGGAAUACUCAAGAUGAGUUGGGUGCCCAUCCACACUAUCAGCAUCAUGUAUGGGAACUGGGAGGUAAGCGCCUUCAAAGCGUGCGAGCCAUCCUCUCACCCAUUGAUGAAGCAGAUGGGCGCGGUAGUCGGCUUGCAGGCAUUCAAUUUAUUGCAGAGGAUGGUUCUGAGUCUCCCAAAUGGAGCCAUUGGAAUUCCUCCUCAGAUGAUGCCUAUGUCAUUGAGCACAUAGCCUUUACAGAUGAAAGGGUUGGUCUGAAACUCUUUAUGGGCGAGACUCACCGUUCGGUUACCUACGAGGACACAAUCGUCUACGCUCUACAGGCUAUGGAGAGGCUGGUCUGA